ACUACUGCAUUUUCUUUGGAGUGAAGGACAGGGUUAACGGCGCCUGAACGAGUCUCAGGACCUAGGCCGCAACAUUCAAAAGUGCGGAGUAUCGUUACACAUGCUAGUUUGCUAACAUUGUGAUCAUUCUGAUUUGAUUAACGUUAGUUAGCCAGUUAACGUUUGAUAUCUUCCUUUUUAAACUAGUUAGUUAAUGGUUUUAAAAACAACCUAACGAGAAAACAUGCAGCUUGCACAAUAUUGAUGUAUCCACACUACUGUACCCAAGACCUGAUACUUUUGACCAGAGACUCGACUUCUUGGCCAGUCUAGACUAAAGACACUACAACAGCUAUGGACACCAGUGUGGUUGAAGGAGGGCUCAAUGUCACCCUUACCAUUAGACUACUUAUGCACGGAAAGGAGGUUGGAAGCAUUAUUGGCAAGAAAGGAGAGUCUGUGAAGAAGAUGAGAGAGGAGAGUGGUGCUCGUAUCAACAUCUCAGAGGGGAACUGCCCAGAGAGGAUCAUCACCCUGGCAGGCCCCACCACCGCCAUCUUUAAAGCCUUCUCCAUGAUCAUCGAGAAGCUGGAGGAGGACAUCAGCAGCUCAAUGACUAACAGCACAGCCACCAGUAAACCGCCAGUUACCCUGCGCAUCGUUGUGCCUGCCAGCCAGUGUGGCUCGCUCAUCGGCAAGGGUGGCUGCAAGAUCAAGGAAAUCAGAGAGUCGACAGGAGCUCAGGUGCAGGUGGCAGGGGACAUGCUGCCUAACUCCACGGAGCGUGCCAUCACCAUUGCAGGGACCCCCCAGCCCAUCAUCGAGUGUGUCAAGCAGAUCUGUGUCGUCAUGCUUGAGGUAUCUCCGCCUAAGGGUGUAACCAUCCCUUACAGGCCCAAACCCUCAGGCUCUCCCGUUAUCUUUGCAGGUGGUCAGGCAUAUGCUGUCCAAGGACAGCACGCCAUUCCACAGCCUGACGUAAGUGAAGGUCAUUCUCUUACCAAACUCCACCAGCUGGCCAUGCAGCAGAGCCCUUUCCCCAUCGCUCCCAACAACCAGGGUUUCCAAGCUGGGAUGGAUUCUUCUGCACAAACUAGUUCCCAUGAGCUGACCAUUCCAAACGAUUUGAUUGGCUGCAUCAUUGGCCGUCAGGGGGCUAAGAUCAAUGAAAUCCGUCAGAUGUCUGGGGCUCAGAUCAAGAUCGCCAACCAAGUGGAGGGCUCCUCUGACAGGCAGGUUACCAUCACCGGCUCCCCUGCCGGCAUCAGCCUGGCUGAGUACCUGAUCAACGCCAGGCUGUCCUCUGAAGCUACUGGACUGGCAGCCAACUGACACGGAGGAUCUUCAUCAGCACCUGACGUAACCCCCCCUGCUUUUUUUACAGAGUCCCUCACUGAAGUUAAUGCAAAAACCAAGUAUUCUCAACUUACUGUUUUCUCUUUUCCUUUGGUUAAACACCUACAUACUCAGUUGUAAUUACAUCAAUGUAUUUUAUUUAUUUAUGUUUUAAAUUCCCUUUGCAAAUAGUUAUUUUGAAAGAUAUUUUGUUUUUGGUAAUUCUUUUGGUGUUUUUCUGUUUUGAAAUGGGAAAAAUCUGAAAAGGCAUAUUUUGUCAGACUUUUCUUACAAAAUGUAAAAAAAAAAAAAAGAAGACCCAAUAAUAACAUACUAGAUGGACUGUUUUUUUCCUCCCUGCAUUUGAUUAAUUUUUAUCUGUAUUUAUUUUUUAUUUAAUACACACCAGUCCUCGUGUUAGAAUUCACUGAUAUUUGACAUUCUUUAAAGCUGAACUUCCAGAACGAGGCAUUGUGGGCAAUGGGUAUACGUGGGGUGUAAAUGAUGUUCUCUUUAAAAAAAAAAAAUGUAAUGAAAGACUGUCAGAAAAUAAUUGAAACGUCUCUCUAAAGUGGGACUAUGAAGAGAAUUUUAAACUGAAUUCUGUGUCACCUCUUAUUUGAUGUAUAAUUAUUUUGUCAUUCCUGUUUCCAUCCUCUUUUUUUUUUUUUUUUUUUUUUUUAUCUGGACAUUUGAGUGUUGUUGUGUACUGGAUUCUGAUAGGGUUGGGUGGGUGGGGGCAUGGUAACCCGGAGACAACGGGCCAGAGGAAUGGAUUUCUUUUCUCAGAAAUUACUAAAAUAAUAAUGAUAAUAACAUUGGAAUAUUUGUUUUAAAUAGAGAAAAUAUUUUUUUUAACUGCUGGGGUGGGGGCUAGGGGCAAAACUCCCCAAAAGACUUGUGGGUCUUUAUAUGAUCAGACUUGAGGUAUUAAUUUAAAACAACUAGAAGGAAGAUUAUAUAACUAACACUAGUUUCCUCCUUUGCCUGGGUCAGGUUUUAUUUUGUAUUAUUCUUUGCAGGAUGAAGAAACAUGUUUUUGUGCACGUUUUCAAACUAUUGUAGAUUUGGGUGCAACUGAAUUGUUGAACUUAAAUACAGAAAUAAAAAUAUGUCAAACGCUUAAACUA
Messenger RNA from Salmo salar (Atlantic salmon), 2444 nucleotides. RefSeq names its product poly(rC)-binding protein 2. NCBI's taxonomy places the organism in Eukaryota, Metazoa, Chordata, Actinopteri, Salmoniformes, Salmonidae. The record is from RefSeq and is a predicted model, not a curated record. Gene Ontology annotation, molecular function: RNA binding.